GCGGCAUAUAGCUUUCCGGCUGUUCAAGCGCCGCAGACAAGCCGUUUAUCUUUGUCACCACCAUCCAGGCCAACUUCACCAUCUCUUAACUUCAUAGAGGGCCUGGAGACAACAAUCAAAAAGAUCACCACUCGCUUCUUCACCGAUGACUCGCCAGCAGUAACAUUCCUCAACAAAUAUGUCAAAGUAACAAUGGAGCUUCCUGUAACGACAAAUGGAGUACUCAGUUUGGCUAGAGCAUGGAGGCGUGGAAAGACUUCAGAAUGGACUAUUCUUACUUCAAUGCUUCCGUUAUUCAUAGUCUUGUUACUAUUUUGUUAGUGGGCAACGGAGUCAAAGAAUAUGGCCCACCCAUGUUUCCCCAUCUAGAAUUUGUAGGGUGGCAAGAUGAAGAUUCUAUUCGAUCAUUCAUAAGUCGUAUCAAGGACCAGCUCCAUGAUGAAACUUGGCAGCAUAGGAUUGAUAUGUUGAUUCCUCCAGAGGCAAUAAGUUGUUGUACAAGAGACUCACCGGCAGAUUUAGAUCAAUCGUCAGUAAGCGCGAUUGAGGGAAUCAUCUCUACUAAUAACUCAACCAAGUGGGAGACUAUCCUCACCAACACAGAAGCCAUGUUAUCAUCAUGGAAUAAUAAAGAACGUCGUGGCAACAUAAUUGGGGUACUUAGACACACUCGAGCUAUCCAUGUAUCGAUGGUAUCUCUCGGUGGGAGUACUUUUAUCUUGGAGGAUGAAGCGCUGUUAGUGGAAGCUGCUUUAGGUCGUAUCAAGAUCCUUGGUGGAGAUGCUCGAGUUGUCAUGGAUGAACCGCUGGUAUUACGUGCUGUACAGAAUUACUUUAAGCAAAAGGAUCUUUUGUUCAUUUCUGCUGCGGAGCGAAUAAUGCUUACCUCAACUAAUCCAUCAGUGCAUGGGAAUAAUUGGAAAUAA
Molecule: messenger RNA, 926 nt
Organism: Lobosporangium transversale
Lineage: Eukaryota; Fungi; Mortierellomycota; Mortierellomycetes; Mortierellales; Mortierellaceae
Exons: 5
Coding region: 240-926 (228 amino acids)
Source: RefSeq, a predicted model, not a curated record